CCAGGCGCUGGUUGCUGGCGGAGAGCUAGCGAGCGAUGCUGCCGCCGCCGCUUCCUGAUUGGCUGCGGGUGGCUACCUCUUUGUUCUGAUUGGCAGCGAGUGAACUGGACAAUGCUGAGCAAGGGUCUGAAGCGCAAACGGGAGGAGGAGGAGAAGGAAGCUCUGUCAGUGGACACCUGGUGGCUGGAUCCAGGCCACCCAUCCGUGGUGCAGGCACCUCCAGCUGCAGCCUCCAGCUCCCUCUUUGACCUCUCAGUACUCAAGCUUCACCAUAGCCUGCGGCAGAGUGAGCCUGACCUGCGGCACCUGGUGCUGGUGGUGAACACCCUGCGCCGCAUUCAGGCGUCCAUGGCCCCAACAGCUGCCCUGCCAUCUGUGCCCAGCCCGCCUCCAGCCCCCUGCGUGGAUGUGGAUGACAGCCUGCUAGCCAGCUCAGAUGCCGCCCUCUCAGCUUCUGUGGCCAGCCUCUUGGAGGACCUCAGUCAUAUCGAGGGCCUGAACCAGGCCCCCCAACCCCUGGCAGAUGAGGGGCCACCAGGUCGCUCUACUGGGGGAGGCCCAUCCAGCCUGGGUGCCUUGGACCUGCUAGGCCCAGCCACUGGCUGUCUGCUGGACGAUGGGUUUGAGGGCCUGUUUGAGGACAUUGACACCUCCAUGUAUGACACUGAACUUUGGGCACCAGCAUCUGAGGGCCUCAAAUCUGGCCCUGAGGAUGGGCUGGGCAAGGAGGAAGCCCCAGUAUUGGAUGAAGCCGAGCUGGACUACCUCAUGGAUGUGCUGGUGGGCACACAGACACUGGAACGGCCACCAGGGCCGGGGCGCUGACCCCUAGGGCUGGGAUGGUUGUCUGGUGUCUGAGCUGAGCCUGGUGGCUGAACCAGCCCUCCUUGGAAAGACACAGCUGGCUUCCCUUGCACAGAGAAUGGGGCCUGGGCCACUUUGGAGGGAAAGAAUCCAGUUCUGGGUAACUUCACAUUGGUCCUCUUGUCAUGGGGCUAGCACAGGAGUCCCAGUUUGGCCCCAAGGAUGGAAUGACAGGGCCUGAUGGCUGGAAAGUGUUUGGUUCAGGCCCCAAGCUGUACUGAAUCCCUUGGGGUGAUAGUCUGGGCUUUUCUUUCCCUGAUGUGGGAAGAGACCUC
Castor canadensis (American beaver) is the source of this 1139-nucleotide messenger RNA. RefSeq names its product SERTA domain containing 1 (gene Sertad1). Gene Ontology annotation, cellular component: nucleus. The record is from RefSeq and is a predicted model, not a curated record. Gene Ontology annotation, molecular function: transcription regulator activity. Lineage: Eukaryota; Metazoa; Chordata; Mammalia; Rodentia; Castoridae.